This is a messenger RNA of Neoarthrinium moseri, 2307 nucleotides long. RefSeq lists its product as uncharacterized. The transcript is spliced from 2 exons. The coding region runs from base 1 to 2307 and encodes 768 amino acids. The record is from RefSeq and is a predicted model, not a curated record. NCBI's taxonomy places the organism in Eukaryota, Fungi, Ascomycota, Sordariomycetes, Amphisphaeriales, Apiosporaceae.
AUGUCCUUCUCUAACCCCAGAAGAACCCCGGUGACUCGUUCCGGCUCUGAUGCCAAAGAUGGUCUGAGCCUUAAGACGAACCUCACCCUCAGGAAGGGAGCUACCUUUCAUUCUCCCACUUCUCCGUCCAGUCCACCUGCCUUCAAGGUUCCGUCGCUACCUCGUCGGUCCCAGACAAACCUGGAUGAUGUUAUUGAUGCCAAUCGGCGUCGUGUUGCCUUAGCCAUUGGCACCGUCGAUAACAUCCUGACCGGCACCAAGUCCGAGACCUCGUCCCGUCGGUCUUUCCGUGACAACAGCUUGCCUGUCCCACAGGGCUUCCUGGACCACAUGGUUGUCGACGAUAAACUGGCCGAGGAACCAUCAACCAUGGAUAUGGACACCGAGAGGCGCGUCCUGCGCCCUCGUCCUCGUCGUUCAUCGAGGCACCACGAAUCAGACAGUGGAUUGGGGUCCUCGAUUGGUUCGACACACAGGUCGGCGAAGCAGUCCAAGUCGUCAGGCCACGCUGCUGCCAUCACUCGAUCUGCCAGCACCAUCAAGACAGAGGACCUUUUGCCUCUCAGUGACCGGGCUUUCAGCCGCAUUAAUGAACACACGCUGAAGCCGUUGUUGGCCAAACCGUCGCUGAAAGAAUUCCGGCCCAUCAUCCUGGACUGCCCCAGGAGAAUCAAGGAGAACCAGAUCAUUUGUCUCAGAGACCUGGAAAAGACGCUAAUCUUUAUGGCACCGGUGAGUCAACUUCUGAAAGAUUCUGGCGUUUGGGGAGUUACUUAUCGGGAGUUGUGCUUGAAGGAGAGGGCCAAAACCACCGAAUUGUACCUCGAUUUCUGCCUGACAUCGAUCCGCUGCAUCCAAGCCACCGUCGAAUACCUGAGCGACCGGGAACAAACUCGACCUCACGAUCGGCCAUACAACAACGGCUAUUUCAUUGACCUCAUCGAACAGAUUCACCAACACGCUCAACAAAUGCAAACCUCCCGCGAGAGGCAGCAAGCUGGUGAAGAGCUCGACGAUAUGGACGUCGAUCCCACCGAUGAGGUGAAGCUGAUGGGUGGCCUUGCUUCUACCGGCCGACCUGCUGAGCUGGUCCGUGUCAAGAAGAACGGCACCGCCAUCUCCAUUGCCACUGGCCAGCCGGUCGAGGAUUUCGACGAGGAUUCCAAGGCUCCCAUCCGGUUCAAGCGCUCUAUGAGUGAACAGCUUGAGGAUGAAGAAGAGAUCAUGCGAUCCAUGGCACGCCGGAAGAAGAACGCUUCACCUGCUGAGCUUGCUCCUAAGAAAUGCAAGGAACCCGGCUGCAACAAGGAGUUCAAGCGUCCCUGCGAUCUGACGAAGCACGAGAAGACUCACUCUAGGCCUUGGAAGUGCCCCCUGCCUACCUGCAAAUACCACGAGUAUGGUUGGCCAACUGAGAAGGAGAUGGAUCGUCACGUCAACGACAAGCACACCACUACCCCGGCCAUGUAUGAGUGUCUGUUCAAGCCUUGCCCAUACAAGUCCAAGCGCGAGUCAAACUGCAAGCAGCACAUGGAGAAGGCUCACGGCUGGACCUAUGUGCGCACCAAGACAAACGGCAAAGGCGGCAAGGCCAAGAGCCAGGCCGGAAGCUCGACCAACCCUACACCAAUGAUCCCCAGCAUGCCGACACCAAGCAGCGACAACAGCCACUCGGUCAUGACACCUCCUGAGGAGUUGAUGAACUACUCGGACAACUUGAACAUGUUCCCCACCUACCCGACCACUGCCGAGUUCAACGAGUCUCUGUUCGACAAUAUCCCCUUCGAUGAUGACAUCCAGUUGGACUUCUCUCCAAUCGACAAUGCCACACCCUCCACCGAUGCUGGACAGUACAGCACUUACAGUGAAAUGAGUCCCGACAUUGGUAACCAGUUCGAUGACAUCUAUGGCGCCCAUGCACGGUUGCCCACGCCUACCCACUCGGUCUACAACAAGAGUGUGCCGGAGGUUUUUACCAACUUCAGCGCUGACAUGUGUCCUGCACCUAUGGCCCAGUCAGCUCCACACAUCUCCCCCGGCGGUCAUGGCAACACAAUGUUGUACACACCGGCUUCGAUGGUGGAUGAGGGAUUUGACGAGUUUGCUCACAACGACCAGCUCGGAAAUGACUUCCUCUUGUUUCCUCCGACAAGCAAAGCGGCCGAGUUCGACAACAGCCUGUUCCUCAGCCCACCCAGUGCGGCUGGCGGCUUCACUCAGCCGUCGUCACAGGAUUUCAACAUCGACUACAGCCAGGUUAUGGACUGGACUGGAGCCGAGUUCAACAACUACAGCCACCAACAGUGA